AUGUUUUUGUUCGAUUGGCCAAGUGAAUGGAAUGUUUAUGUUCGAGUAAAUAUACAGGAUACAGAUAACUUACGUUUCCUUUUUUAUCUCCCGGCUUUCAAAAUGUCUUACAUCAGGAAGUUAGCUAAAUUACAAGAGAAAGAAGCUCAACAAAGGGCCGCUGAAAAGGAAAAAACUUCAGACGAAACACCUUCAAACAGUUCUAGGGAACAAAGCCCACAACCAACUGACUUCCAGCAAGAAUCAUCCCUUGGUUCGUUAGACUACGAAGCUGUUACAGACGCGACUGAAAAUGUUAAAUCCAGUGGCAAAAAAUCAUACAACCGUUGGUCAGAAAAAGAAAGAUUUGAUAUCGGAAAAUAUGUUGCGAUUCAUGGUGGUGCGGAAGAAAAAAAGAGGAACGAUGAAGAAGAGUAG
Molecule: messenger RNA, 417 nt
Organism: Hydractinia symbiolongicarpus
Lineage: Eukaryota; Metazoa; Cnidaria; Hydrozoa; Anthoathecata; Hydractiniidae
Exons: 4
Coding region: 1-417 (138 amino acids)
Source: RefSeq, a predicted model, not a curated record